CGGCAGGCGCGGCUGUGCGGCAGCGGAAGUCCUUUGUUGCAGCGCAGUCCCUGGCACAGCCGGAGUGUCUCGGCGCAGCCCAGCCGAGCGCCGCGCGCCGUCAACUGCAGCCCGCGGCCCCUCGCCUCCGCCGGCCCGCACGAUCACCCCGCGGCCCCGCCGCUCGAAACUCCCGAAAACCUCCGCAGCCGCGCGUCCCGCCGCGCCCGAAAGUGCUUUUCGCCUCCAGUGGUGGGCGCUUACAAGUAGAAGUUCUGGGAGAGGCGGUGAGCGAGUUGGGUGGCGAUCGGGAGUCCUUGCGGCUGGAGCGUGCCGGCGUGGGUCUGAGCUCAGCUGCCGCUCCCCGGCAGCCUCUCCACCUGAGCCUCGCGUCCACGUGAUCGGAGGGCUUGACAAGACACUUUCCAACUCCGGACGCGUCAGGAGCAGGUCUGAUUACUAGAAGAUGGCGAAGGCCAGCCACAGCAGCUAUGUCCUUCAGCAGCUCAACAACCAGAGAGAGUGGGGUUUCCUCUGCGACUGCUGCAUUGCUAUCGACGACAUUUACUUCCAGGCACACAAAGCGGUCUUGGCUGCCUGCAGCUCCUAUUUUAGAAUGUUCUUCAUGAACCAUCAGCACAGUACUGCACAGCUGAAUCUCAGCAACAUGAAAAUAAGCGCUGAGUGUUUUGAUCUCAUUUUGCAGUUCAUGUAUUUAGGAAAGAUUAUGACUGCUCCUUCCAGUUUCGAGCAGUUCAAGGUGGCAAUGAACUACCUACAGCUGUACAACGUUCCUGACUGCUUAGAAGACAUACAGGACGCAGACUGUUCUAGUUCAAAGUGUUCGUCUUCUGCUUCAAGCAAACAGAACAGCAAGAUGAUCUUUGGGGUGAGGAUGUAUGAAGAUACGGUGGCUAGGAAUGGCACCGAAGCCAGCAGGUGGUGUGCAGAGCCCAGCUCAACGGUCAAUACACCACAUAACAGAGAGCCCGACGAAGAAUCUUUACAGUUAGCCAGUUUUCCUGAGCCAAUAUUUGAUGUGUGUAAAAAAAGCUCUGUGUCCAAGUUAUCUACUCCAAAAGAACGUGUGUCACGACGCUUUGGGCGGAGUUUUACCUGUGAUAGUUGUGGGUUUGGCUUCAGCUGUGAGAAGUUACUAGACGAGCAUGUGCUGACCUGCACUAACAGACAUUCAUACCAAAGCACGGCGAGAGCUUACCACCGAAUAGUAGAUAUUAGAGAUGGCAAAGAUAGUAACAUCAAAGCGGAACUGGGUGAAAAGGAGUCUUCCAAAACAUUUUCCGCACAGACAGACAAAUACAGAGAAGACGCCAGCCAGGCGCCCGAUGAUUCAGCUUCGACCACUGCAGGCAGAAAAGGCACGGUGGAGUCUGGAAUGGUGGCUGGUGAAGACAAAAGUAGAGCCACCGAGACGAAAAGAAUUAUUAUCAAGAUGGAGCCGGAAGAUAUCCCUACAGAUGAGAUGAAAGACUUCAACAUCAUUAAAGUUGCUGACAAAGACUGCAAUGAAUCCACGGACAAUGAUGACUUAGAAGAUGAACCUGAAGAGCCGUUUUAUCGAUACUAUGUUGAGGAAGAUGUCGGCAUUAAAAAGAGUGGAAGGAAAACCCUAAAGCCUCGGAUGUCCGUAAGUGUGGAUGAAAGAAGUGGUUUAGAAGGUAUGAGACCCCCCACCAAUAGCAGUCCAGGGCAAGAGGAUGCUGACAAUGCCUCUUGUGAGUUGUGUGGGCUCCCAAUAACCGAGGAAGACCUGUCAUCUCAUUACUUAGCCAAACACAUCGAAAACAUCUGCGCAUGUGGUAAAUGUGGACAAAUACUUGUCAAGGGCAGACAGCUUCAGGAACACGCUCAGAGAUGUGGAGAACCUCAGGAUCUGACGAUGAACGGGCUGGGAAAUGCCGACGAGAAGAUGGACAUGGACGAGAACCCUGACGAGCAGUCUGAGAUAAGAGACAUGUUUGAAAUGCUAGACGAUUUCAGGGACAACCAUUACCAAAUAAACAGUAUCCAGAAGAAGCAGCUAUUUAAACACUCUGCUUGUCCUUUUCGGUGUCCCAAUUGUGGCCAGCGUUUCGAAACUGAAAACUUAGUGGUCGAGCAUAUGUCUAGCUGCCUAGACCAGGAUAUGUUUAAGAGUGCCAUCAUGGAAGAAAAUGAAAGAGAUCACAGACGAAAACAUUUUUGUAAUCUGUGUGGAAAAGGAUUUUAUCAGCGCUGUCAUUUGAGAGAACACUAUACUGUUCAUACUAAGGAAAAGCAGUUUGUGUGUCAGACAUGUGGAAAGCAGUUUUUAAGAGAGCGGCAGUUGCGUCUGCACAAUGACAUGCACAAAGGCAUGGCCAGGUAUGUCUGUUCCAUUUGUGAUCAAGGAAACUUCCGAAAACAUGACCAUGUACGGCAUAUGAUUUCCCACUUAUCUGCUGGCGAGACUAUAUGCCAGGUCUGCUUUCAGAUAUUCCCAAAUAAUGAGCAACUGGAGCAGCAUAUGGAUGUUCAUCUCUAUACGUGUGGAAUAUGUGGAGCAAAGUUUAAUUUGAGGAAGGAUAUGAGAUCACAUUAUAAUGCCAAGCAUUUGAAAAGAACCUGAGGGGCUUCCUACUGUACGAAUGUUUAGCUGAUAGGCAGGACACCAAAGUGAAAAGGAGAUGAGCUAUUUAGACACUGAUUUUACAAGAAGUGUUGGGGAAACUUUUCAUGGCCCUUUUACUUUAGCAUUUUUGUUUAGGACCUUAAGUAUAUUUUAGGCAUUAAAUGUUAUCAUUUUUGAUGUUUCUAAGAGCAUUCUUUGUUCGUAGUUUUCUUAACUACCAUUAAAGUUACUUUUCAAUGUAGACUGUAAGUGGCUAUUAUCCCUUCAAUGACUAUUAAACUAGUAUUUUUUUUUAACCAAUAAGGUAAUGAUUUCACUAUUUCUAUGUACUUUGAUUUUAAGUUUAUUCUAUGAAAUUUUAAACCCUAGAUCAUUGACCAUUCCUACUUAAAUUUUUAAAAGAAUUUUUACAUAAUUAUUUAAAAACUAUCCUAUUCAUUUUUAGCUUCUUUUUUGGCUUUGCUUUUUGGGGUUUUUUGUUUUUGCCUUUUUGUCUUUUUGUCAGUUGUAUAGUGGGGUGUCUACUGUUCAUUCUCCCUUAUCAAUGAAAUCCAUAUUCUUAAAUUGACAAGCUUAGGCAAGUGAGGUGCACUGAAUCUAACCUUUAAGGUGGACAUGGGCUCAAUCCUGGCCUAAGAUUGAUGGACCUAAGGAAAUUCCUAUAAAUGAACAUUUCCAAUAAUUGAUAAAAUAUUAUCAUUUAAUAAUCACAUUUAAAACUUAUAUUAAGUGUAAAUCCCAAUGACUUUUCCUCACUUGAGAAAUUAGUGGGGAUAAGCCAUUUCAUUUUGUGAUACUGAAUUUAACUAUGAUAGUUAAUUAAAAAGACAUCUUGUAUUCAUUAAAAUAUUUUAAUUUAAAAAUAUUCUGAUUUCUAAAGUGUGUUAGUUUAUCAAUUAUUUUGUUUUUAAAUAAGACUUUAAUAGCUCUUUAGGAAUAUGACAUUUAAGGAAAAAUUAUUUUUCAUUUUUAAAAUUACUUUGGAACUGAGAUUUGAAAAAGCUGCCAUGUAUGUUGAUAAAUCUAAUAAAAUAAAGAAAUCAACUAUAUAUCUGGUUGUUCUAUAAAAGUAGAGUGCACAAAGGUGUGUCGUGUUUUACACUAAGAUUUGGAGGAAGUGUGUUGUGGCAAAUUGCAGUUUAUCACUAUGCUUUAUAUAUCAUCUGUAAAAGAUACAAGAUUGAGGACUAUUAACUAAUCACAGCAUAUAACUGGAAGCAGUGUACUGUCAAGUGACGCAGUCAUACUGUCGGUUGCUGACAGGGUCUAUAACCAUCAGUUACAUGUGAGCUAAAACACUGGCGAAACAACCCACCAAUAAACACAUCUAGAGACUAAGUGCCUUUUAACGUGAGUUACUUGAAACACCCUUCUUAGAUUAAAAGAGAUUAAAAGUAUGGCUCUGAUUUGUGGAUAGUAAUUUGAAAGCAUUGCUCUUCUUGCUCUCGAUAUUUUUAAGGCACGCAAAUCAUAUUUUUACAUGCUAUUUGCAUAAAAGCACAAGUUGCCAAGAGAACUGAGAGACGUGUUGGCUAGGACAGGGUUAGCUGAAAGUACUUGAGCACGGAGUGCGUACAAAUCGGUGGCGUGUGUUGAAGUAUUAGGACAGGAGGGUACGCAAGCCAAGCCGGUUGAAACCUGAUCUUGGUAAGAGAGACACAAAAACAUAAGGAGAUCGUGGGAAUUAGUUAAUGGGAAAAGCUGAAAGGUCACUCAUUUUAAAAUCUCUUAGAUCUAAUAGUUUAACAAGUACUUAAAACUGACAAGAAAAUAUAAGAUGUGUACCUGGAUUACUGGGAAACACCUGACAAGUGUUCUCACAAAACCAGACAUUAAAGAGCAGUGUAAAGGAAGGGAAGACAAA
Microtus ochrogaster (prairie vole) is the source of this 4454-nucleotide messenger RNA. It is a transcript of the gene Zbtb1, whose product is annotated as zinc finger and BTB domain containing 1. NCBI's taxonomy places the organism in Eukaryota, Metazoa, Chordata, Mammalia, Rodentia, Cricetidae. Gene Ontology annotation, molecular function: protein binding; DNA-binding transcription factor activity, RNA polymerase II-specific. The record is from RefSeq and is a predicted model, not a curated record. The transcript has 3 exons. The coding region runs from base 446 to 2587 and encodes 713 amino acids. Gene Ontology annotation, cellular component: nucleus. Gene Ontology annotation, biological process: regulation of transcription by RNA polymerase II.